Molecule: messenger RNA, 207 nt
Organism: Racocetra persica
Lineage: Eukaryota; Fungi; Glomeromycota; Glomeromycetes; Diversisporales; Gigasporaceae
Source: the annotation of a GenBank genome assembly
GUUAGUGGCGCAAAAGAGUUACUUGGCGGUUACAAUCCUCUUGUCUGGAAAGCUAAUGAAUCUAGAACCAAUGGUUCUGCGCGAACAUCUGACAGUUUCAUUUUCUCCUUACAAAGUAAUGAUAGCCCAGGGUUUGGUAGUGGAGAUCUUAGAAUGGGUAAUGAUAGAAAUACUUCACUAUGGCAUUGUAAAUCAAAAUAUCAAUGA